Messenger RNA from Penicilliopsis zonata CBS 506.65, 1074 nucleotides. RefSeq lists its product as hypothetical. NCBI's taxonomy places the organism in Eukaryota, Fungi, Ascomycota, Eurotiomycetes, Eurotiales, Aspergillaceae. The transcript is spliced from 3 exons. Bases 1 to 1074 code for a protein of 357 amino acids. The record is from RefSeq and is a predicted model, not a curated record.
AUGGACCACGAUAGUACUAUUCGCGACGAGAUCGCCCAUGAGCUCACCGCAACCCCCUUUGCCUGUUCAUCGCUCAUCAAAUUGAGUGGUGGAACAGCCAAUUUCGUCUAUCGUGGUGUUCUGGCCGAGCAACCGGAUAAGAGCGUGGUGGUCAAGCAUACCAAGGACUACGCUGCCUCGAACACCGCGCUUCGACUGGACGCGGCACGAUGCAAAUUCGAAGCAGCCAUCAUCGAAAGCUUGCACGAGCUACCGCCGCUCUCUCUCGCCGGCCUCACCGUGCACACCCCGCGUCUCCUCCACUUCAGCACGACUACACUCACGCAAAUCGUCGAGGAUCUACCGCACGCAGUCGAUCUGAAGAGUUACCUGCUCUCCGAGCAGGGCAGGACGCUGUCUCAACCCAUUGCACACGCCCUGGGUCGCGUGCUGGGCGCUUGGCUGCGGUCGUUCCACACAUGGGGGAAGGACGACGCGCCCGAUGUGGCGGCGAGAAUGCAGCAGAACAUGACGAUGAAGAAGCUCAAGCACCACGUUAACUACGGUUUCCUGCUGGAGACGAUCAACAACUUCCCGCACCUGCUUGAAGGGUCUCGUAACGUGUUCACCCAGGUGACGGACAUGGCGGCGGCGGAGCUGGAUAUCCACGAGGGGGAGAUGUACGGGUUGAUCCACGGGGACUUUUGGACAGGAAACAUUCUCGUAUCGACACCUCUCACCCGUCUCUUUGUCGUCGACUGGGAACUGGUACACGUCGGCCAUCGCGCCCUGGACCUAGGCCAGAUGAUCGCCGAGCUUUACGAGACCACACUAUUCAAGGAUGUGACAGCUGGAGAAUGGAUCGUCCAGGGCUUUGCUGAGGGUUACGGGCCUCUGAGCGACGCGAUGGCGUUUCGGACGGCCCUCCACGUCGGCACCCAUCUGGUCUGCUGGGGCAGCCGUGUGCCGGGAUGGGGCACGCCGAAGCAGAUCGAACAGGUUGUCGAACGAGGGAGAGAUUUCAUUCUUCGAGGGUGGGAGAAGGACCGCGCCUGGUUCAAGACCGGGGCACUUGGUUGCUUGUUCACGGAGUAG